Molecule: messenger RNA, 5647 nt
Organism: Trematomus bernacchii (emerald rockcod)
Lineage: Eukaryota; Metazoa; Chordata; Actinopteri; Perciformes; Nototheniidae
Gene: lrrfip1a
Product: leucine rich repeat (in FLII) interacting protein 1a
Exons: 20
Coding region: 628-5001 (1457 amino acids)
Biological process (GO): regulation of transcription by RNA polymerase II
Molecular function (GO): RNA polymerase II cis-regulatory region sequence-specific DNA binding; DNA-binding transcription factor activity, RNA polymerase II-specific
Source: RefSeq, a predicted model, not a curated record
UCGUAUUUAGGUCUACAAUGUCUGCUUAACCAGUGUGGUUUGUUGACAAAAUGACGUUUCUAUUGCAACCUAUAAUAUCCGACCUCACGUGAAGGCAGCUUGAUCGAGGACAUGCUUUGAAGUUCGUCAGAGUGACAGGUUCGAGUCCCCUGCUGAGAAUCCGUCAGGUGGUGGAGUCACACUGCUGCUAGAUAAACACGAGGCCAAACACACCACAAUACCGGUGUUUUAGCUACAGCUUACUUUAGUAUUUAAUUGUCCGCGUUUGUUUUAAGUGAAUAAAUGUGAGACAGAAACAGACAAGGUUUAAAGCUACAGUGAACGCUUUCUUUGACUGAGUUUGCUAGGUAAACGCAUCAGAAGCGCACGUGGGGCAGAUGCUGCCAGUCCCGUCAGUGUGAAGCAGAGCUGAGUGUAGUUCGAGACAGAAACACAGGAAGGAGUGAGAAACGGAUGUGUGACAAUGACCCACGCUGUAAGCGCUGCUACACACGGUCGGUUUGAUCUGCUCGCCUUUAACUCGAUAUUUUAGCGACUCAUGAGAACCCCCAACUAGCUGUUUGGAUUAUUCUGCGCUUUCUCUGGAGUGUGACUUUAUCUACAGUGAGUGGAGAAGUUUGAGACAACAUGGGGACUCAGGGCGCAGGACGGAAAAGGUCCACCAAGAAGGACAAGUCGACGGCGGAGGACGAUGCCCUGAACCUCAUAGCGAGAGAGGCCGAGGCCAGGCUGGCAGCGAAGAGGGCGGCCCGGGCAGAGGCCAGAGAGAUCCGCAUGAAGGAGCUGGAGAGACAACAGAAAGAGGAGGACAGUGAGAGAUGCUCACGUUCUUCACGGAUACACACGCUGUCUGACGACGAUGAGCGGAUGUCAGUGGGGAGCCGGAGCAGUGUCAGGUCGGAUCUUGAUUCAGUUGGGGCUUAUGGUGGAGGGGACUCCUCCUCACUAACGAAGUCAAAGAAAAAGAAGAAACAUAAGCACAAAGACAGAGACAGGAACGGGCCUGAUGAUGAUCACAGUCUCCUGUCCAGCAGGAGCUCCAGACUGAGUGAUGAGAGCAGAGUGUCCCGCUCCUCCAGGCUGGACCUCACGAGCUCCAGACUGAGUGAUGACCCCCGGGGGUCUCGGGGCUCCAGAUUAGACCUGCAGCCGACUUCUUACUCUUCCUCUGACCUGUACAGCUACAAUGGUCUGUCCUCUGCCAGAAACCCCGGCUCCACUUACAAUGGUUACCAGCCUGUAGAGUACAGUAGUUGUCGCAGCUCCGGCUCCAGGGUCUCCUCCAGGGCCGGGUCAGCCCGCACCAGCCCAGUGGACCACUGCGGCUCUGUGGCCAGUUAUCUGAGGAGUGCAGCGGGCGGCAGCGGCCUCCCCCGAGACCUGGAUGAUGUCACUAUUCCUGACCUUUCUGAUGUGCGUGGCUUUGCCCCCGCAGGAGGCCGCCGCCGUGAUGUGGAGGACAGAGAUUAUCUUGAGAAGGGAUCUCGAGCAGCUUCCGCCCUGACAGCAGCCACCCUCACCUCGUUAGGCGGGACUUCCUCUCGCAGAGGAAGUGGUGAGACGGCUAUAACUGUAGAUGCAGAGACGUCUAUACGGGAAAUUAAGGAUGCAUUAGUAGGAGUGGAGGAGAAGUACCGUAAGGCCAUGGUGUCCAACGCUCAGCUGGACAAUGAGAAGAACAACUUGAUGUACCAGGUGGACACGCUGAAGGACUCGCUCAUGGAGCUGGAGGAGCUGCUGUCUGAGUCCCGCCGCGGCUUCGAGGACAAAGUCAAGGAAUGUGAGCGAGAGAAACAUGCCCACACUGUGCUCCAGUUCCAGUUCAAUGAAAUGAAAGAGACGCUAAAACAAAGUGAAGAGCUGCUCAAUGACAUCCGUCAGCUGCAUAUCAAACAGGAAGGUUUGAAUAGAGAAAUAUGUGACCUGCAGGAGACAGUGGAGUGGAAGGAUAAAAAGAUUGGGGCCUUAGAGCGACAGAAAGAAUACACAGAUGCAAUCCGGAUGGAGCGGGAUGAGCUCAGAGAGGAGGUGGUGAACCUGAAAGACAUUCUGAAGAAACAUGGUAUAGUAUUGGGACCUGAUCUAAGCAUCAAUGGAGAAGUUGGUGAGACAGAAGCUGACGGGACCCCCGGUGCAGACCCUGCUUCCCCCCUGGCUCAGGAUCUUCAGACCCCCCUGACAGAGGGGAACAGCAUGCUCGGCAACACAGAGGAGACACUGUUGAGAAGUAGCGAGGAGGAAGAGGUGGAUCCAGAGCAGCAACAAGAACAUUUUGAGGAAGCCAAAGAGAAUCUCUUUAGCUCUGAAGCACUCUGUAAUGUUUCUGGUGUGUGCACUACGGAAGCAUCUGAGGAGGAACAGCCAACACGAGGACAACAGAAUGCCACAGAAGAAGAUGGUGUUGAAGAACCUGGCCUUAGGAAGGACUUGAAUGUUGACAUGAAUGACCAGUCGGUCACAGAGUCCAAAGAUAUAAUCAUUUGUAGCCCUGAACUUCAGGGCAUUGUCACAAGUUCUGAGGAAAGUGUCACAGAAACAGUAAUGCCUGAGGGCAAAGAGUUAGGAUGGACCAAUAACCUAGAUUCAGGGGAGACAGGAAGCCAAAUCAAUAGUGUAGACACACAAAGUGAUGACAUUAGAGAGGAAGAUCAUCUGAGAAACACAGAAUCAUGUCCUGAGCAAGAGGUUGGGACAGAGAGCUUACCUGAGAAGUCCGUACCAGCUGAGUCAAAGACAGAAGCUCAACCAGAGCCUGAGAACUCUGAAGAGGCAGAGCACAUGGAAACUGAGGAAAUAUCAGGUAACGCUCAGCCUCAGGGCGCUGCUGCUGCUCCAGGGAAAAAGAAGAAGAGGAAGAGGAAAGGUAAAAAGAAAGGGGGGACGCAAGAAGAUGGGAACCAACAAAGGGAUGGAGCAAAUAAAGAAAAGGGCAAAACAGAGGUGAAAAUUGAAUUGGCUACAAAAGAUAAUGAGCUAACGGCAGAACCUGAAAUUCUUAGUUCUGUCGCUGAAGCCCUCGAAGAACCAGGGAUGCAUCAAGUAAAGAAUGUGCAGGACAGGCACACAGUAGAAGAAGUGGAACCUAUUGAAACCCUUUCUCCCAAUGACUCUCAAAGAGAUUCAAGAAGGGAUCAUGUUACAGAUGAGCGUGACAAGGAACACACUUUAGAAAUGGAGAAGGUAGAAGAAGCAGAAGCAACUACUGAAACAUGUUCUCACGUCACAACCCCUGCAGAAGUGAGGCUGGAUCAUGUUAAAGAUGAACAGAACAAGGAACAGUGCUUGGAAACCGUAAAAGCAGCAGAGGCAGUGGCACCCGCUGAAACCUUUUCUCACCUUGAAACUCUCAAGGAAUCCAGAACAGAUCCCAUCUCCAAGGACGAGCAGGAACAACCUUUAGAAACACAGAGAGUAGAAGAAGUGGGAUCUGUCCCAGAGACCAACCUCAGUACUGAGAGCCCCGAUGAUCUUAACAAAGAGUGCACUUCCUGCCUAGAUGCCUCUAAAAGUGACAUCUCAACUAAUGACAGUGUCAUCCAGGCCGAGUCAGAAAUGAUUAAUAGUGCGGAGAAUAGGGUUAGGCCUAUUGACGAGAUGAAAUCAGAAUGCACACCUAAUAUCCCAGAAAACACGUUUGAAAGCAUCGUCAAGGAAAACGCAGAAGCUGGAUCGCAGAAUCCAAUCAAUGGUGACAUGGCUGCUGAGGAAUCUAAACCCACAAGCAAAGCUGAGAGUAAUGAUAAAACAUCUGUGUCCCCAUCUUCUACCAAUGGCUUUACUGACUCUCUCAGGAGCUCGUCUGGCUUCGAGCUGUCUGCAGGCGUGAACUCGGCCAGCGUGGACAAGGUCUCUGAUGGAGGUCCAGGAGACGUUAUUGAGACAAGCAAAGAUGAUGAGGAUCCAGGAAUACAGACUGAACAAGACAAACCACAAGCAUCUCCCAGUGUCCUGUUUCCCAGUAAUGAUGAGGCAGAGCUAACAGCAGACACAACAGAGAAGGAGGAGCUGAACAGAGGCUUGAGCGAAUCUGAAGGUUUAGUCCAAACAGACCUAUUACAUGACCAAAAGAAAGAAAGUCUAAACAGUCCAUCAUUUGUAACAAACAUGGAUGUAAUCAACACUGUUCAGAGUCUGUUGGAGACUGUAGUGCAAGCAGAACAGCUGGAUGAUGUAGAAAUCCAGACAGCACAGUGUGAGGUUCACGUUGACAAAUCCAAUGCUGACCUGACCCCUGAAUCAGAGAUCCAUACCACUGAGACAGUAAAUGCACCAGAUUUUCCAAAAGAAGCUCCUGAACAUGGGUCGACUAUGGAGCAGGAUCACAGAUCUGAAGAAUUCACCAUGGCAGAAGAUCCAGAACAUAAUAACAAUCCAAAUGAUCAGCAAAGCGAGACACAGCAACUGCAUGAACCCAUGGAAGACAUUCCAUCUCAGCUAACACUGCAGGUGUGCGAUGAAGAGGACGGCGAAGGUCAUUCUUUUGAUUUUGAUGACAUGGAUUUGGAGCCGGCUGAAGGUGAAAGUCUCCCUAGGAAUCCCCAACCGGAAGAAGUGGAGGAGGGAGUUGAAGUUGUUCCAGAUGAAGUCGGCAGCUCAGGCGUCCAGACUCCGCCACAAAACUGUUCAGCUCAGGAGGAUGGCGCUUUGGAAAAGGGGGAAUAUUUGUUGGAAAAGGGGGAAUAUUUGUUGGAAAAGGGGGAAUAUUUGUUGGAAAAGGAGGAAGUAGGUGUAGCAAACGAGCCCAGGGGCAUUGCAGAGGAAGCAAAGGUUCAGAGUGUUGGAGAGGUGGGGGGUGUUGCAGAGGACGUUCACCGGGCGGUGUCCCUGCCUGUAGAGGAAGGGUUAGAAGCCAUUGAGCAGGUCCAGGGGGAACAUGAGGAUUUACCAAAGAGUUCAGAACAAGUGGGCAGCAAUACAGAGCCCCAGCAGGCAGGGAAGGAUGUGAGGAAGAACAGCAAGAAAGGCAAAGGCAAGGGCAAAGAGGAGUGCAAGAUGUCUUAGCUUAUAGAUGGUAUGUAUUAUGAAAAUGUACCAUGGAUCUGCCCUAUAGUAGUCUCUGCUUAGCUGUUUACAAAGUGGUCAAGUACAUGUUUGCAGAACAUUACAGCAUUUUGUCUCUUUUCCAAACAAAUAUUGUAAGUUUUAUUUUUAAUUAAACAGACCAACGUUUUCUUUGAGGUCAUGUGUGCAAAAGAAAGUGUGUGGAGAGGUGAGACUGUAAACUGCUUUGUAACCGUAGAUCUACUGUCGGUAAAUACUGCACUUGAUACAUCAGGUAACAUUAUUUAGUUAUUAACAGUUAUCAUGCUGCUUGUUAUGUGUAAUGGUUAAUGUUGCUGUGCCCCUGUAUCACACAUCACUUCAUCCGGUACUGUUCCAGAAACUCAAGCAUGUCUUCAUUCCAUAGGUGAACAAUAAAAACACAGAUGUUAGCUGGUCAUUUUAGGAAAGUGUCUUAUGGAUGGUCACACUUUAACUGUGUCCCCCUGUUCUGUUCUUAGGGAUUAAUACAACUUGAAGACAGCUAUUUCCAUCUACAUGAAUGAACAAUGUAUCAUAAAUAUGUUUGCAAUGUGUUGCACUAAAUGGAGAAGAUGAAUGCCCUUACUGAUAUGCCAAUAAAUACCCUGCUGUUACCAAUUUAAAA